Schistosoma mattheei is the source of this 780-nucleotide messenger RNA. Lineage: Eukaryota; Metazoa; Platyhelminthes; Trematoda; Strigeidida; Schistosomatidae. The record is from the annotation of a GenBank genome assembly.
AUGAAAAAGUUUGUUCCAAAAUAUUUACAACAACAACAACGAGCUUAUAAUUCUAAAAAUCCAAAUCGACGUCGAACAAGACGUAAACAUUUAAGGAAGACUGAUUGUGACGAAGAUUUAGUUCAUUAUAAUGAUGACGAAAAGGAGUAUGACUAUGACGAUGAAAUUGAAGAUGUUGAUGAUAUUGAUCGCAGCAGUGAAAAUCUAAGUAAACAUAAUUUUGUCAUCAAAGAACAGAAUUAUGUAAAGAAGAGAUCUAUCAUGCCUUCACAUAAUUAUGCAGAUAUAAAAGAUAUUUUAACUUAUCAGAAUACAUCGGAUAGUUGUAUAUUUUAUUUAACGUUUAAUUCCAAUAAAUUAAUUGGACCAUUUAUAUUUCAUCCGUAUUUGAAUCAAGAACAAGAUAAAUACACAGAUAUAUUUAUACAAAGUGGAAAAAUAAAUGCCUUUAAUCCUAAAGAUCUUUUAAACAUGAGAAACCAUCGUGAAAUUCCGGUGAAUAAAGUACAAAUUACUGAUCAAAUUCUUGAUGCUGCUUAUGAUUUAGAACGUUUUAUACUUGAUGAAACUAGAAGAAUUCAUUAUCCUAUAAACCAUCCAUAUGUUGACCAUAAUUUAACACAAAUAAUCAAUGAUUUAAUUGGUAAUACACAAUUUACUAUUACAGCUACACCAGUGGUACAAAACGAAUUAUUUGUAAAAAAUUCAAAACGUUAUAAAAAGCAAAUAACCAAUCUUUAUCGUGUUAUAGAUGAAUUACGUGAACAAAUAAUGAACUGA